This is a messenger RNA of Mya arenaria, 2787 nucleotides long. RefSeq lists its product as uncharacterized. The record is from RefSeq and is a predicted model, not a curated record. Lineage: Eukaryota; Metazoa; Mollusca; Bivalvia; Myida; Myidae. Gene Ontology annotation, cellular component: chromatin; nucleoplasm. Gene Ontology annotation, molecular function: ubiquitin-protein transferase activity; zinc ion binding. Gene Ontology annotation, biological process: positive regulation of DNA-templated transcription. The coding region runs from base 849 to 2549 and encodes 566 amino acids. The transcript has 2 exons.
ACCUCGGCAUGAUCGGGAUAUAUUUAUUUCGUUGUGCAUUCCGAGUGUAGGAACGCCUAUUAAACAGUCGAUAUCAACUAUUGAAAUUUAUUUUGGAGAUAAAUCUCGGCAUGUUUUAAAGGGCUAUUUGUUUAGAUUUGGGAAAAUAAUGAAUGUAAAUUAAGCACGGUUUUAACAAGGCUUAUCGUUUGGAUAUUGUGUAAUAUGUCAGUGUGAUAUUGAUCGUAAAAUGUGGUUUCUUCGUAUCAGUACAAAACAAAUUACUUCCUUGUUACACAAUGCUGUGAUUGAAUGAACAUCUAUUUGUUUUAUUUCGCAAGUCUUUUUUAAACUCGAGAGAGAAUAUGAAAUUUUGGAUCAUCAAUAUCUUCCGACAGAUGGUGUUGGGGUUCGAGAAGCACUUGAACUCAGUGUUACUUUAUCGUGGAAAUGGGUCAAUUCGCUUUAGAAUUUACAGGAAAAGAACUUCCUACAAAUAUUCGGCAAUCUCCGGUCAGCUCGGGAUAGACAAUCGCUACUACUCGGUAGUCUUCGGCAAGCCCGGGAAGACAAAUAACCGUGUGUCUGAAGGCAUACUCGACAUUCGAUAACUAGUUUUAAUGUUGACACAGGAAUAUACAACAGCAUGUUUAAACACAUUUUUUUGAUUUGAAAUUGAUUGUUAAUUUACCACGGUUGUAACUUCGCUUAUCAUUUUGAUAUCGUGUUAGAUGUCAGUGUUUAAUGAUUGAAAUAUUGGUUUUCUUCGUAUCAGCUGAGUGCAAAAUAAUUUACUUCUUAGUAACAAACUAAACAGAAACCGACAGUUUGAACUAGUUUAUGAGUCAUUUUUAAUCCCAGGAGCGAAAAUGGCAUCUAAUUUUGAAUCAUCCAUUCAGAGGGGCUGUGACUUCAUACAUGAUUUUUCCUGCUUUCCUUGUGCAGAGAACGGAUUUAACACAGAAGCUCAACAUUAUUGUACUCAAUGCAAAACAUAUUACUGCAAAAGCUGUGUUUCAAAACAUAACGUAUUAUAUCAGAAGCACGCGGUGCUCGGCCGGAAGGAUGUGAAGAAAUGGGAGGCAGCCCCAGGGGUUGUGGACGCCCUGGAGAGAUGCGCAAUGCAUCCCGGGGAGGCACUGAAGCUGGUAUGUGGUGACCAUGACCAGCUGUGUUGUCCUGUGUGCGUCGCCGUGGACCACAGACAAUGUUCCAAAAUCCAUCCCAUUCCAGAUGUAGCAAAAGGUAUUCAGAGAAAUAUUGAGUUUCAACAAAUUCCAAAGAAGAUAGCUGAACUAGAAAAGCAAUUCGAGCUGAUGAAAGAAGCCAGAAUAAAGAAUACGACAUCUCUGAAAAAGACGCGGGCAGCUAUUUCUGAUGAAAUUAAAAUCAUUAGGAAAAAGAUCAGCGAAAUCCUUGACAAGAUUGAGAAAACAACCUUACAGGACUUGGACGGAAUGAUAGCCAAACUUGAAAACAACAUAAAGAAAGAUAUAAAAACUUGUGAUAAAAUGACUAUCGAACUGCAAAACAUGAUGGCCGCUUUUCAAACCAAAACAAAAUCAAGCGAGUCAAAAGCAUUUAUUGCGUACAGAAAGAGCCAGGAUAUGAUUUCACGAGGAAGCGAUAAUCUUCGUAGCAUAACAGCUAUUGAGUGUUACAAUGUAACAUUUCAAUCCAAGAACCUUAUCGAAGAACUUUUAUCUUCAACAAAGACCUUUGGAGCGCUUGAAGAACAAACUGUUAUUACCAAACAGCAAAAAUAUCCGCUUUCCGAUCCAAACCACGUAUUCAGUGUUGCAGAGUACAAGGAGUACAACGUGAAGAUGAGGAACGACAAAUGUCAAUGCUAUAUCUCUUGUGUAUGUGAAAUGCCUAGUGGAGAGUUUGUCAUAGCAGACUGGAAGAAUUGUAUCGUAAAGCUCCUUGACAAAGAGUACAGGGAGCUCGCCCACUGUGGUAUCCCGGGGAAACCAUGGGACGUGUGCCACAUUGACGGAAAUGAAGUGGCCGUUUGUGUUAGCCGUGAACUUCAUUUCAUUAGUGCUACGCAAGGGAAACUCGUUACCUCGAGAAAGUUAUGCUUCAACCAUUCAUGUUUUGCCUUAGCUCAUCAUGGUGGCCAGCUUUACAUCGCCUCCUAUAACGCACUGUACGUCUACACGUUGUCGGGACAGAAGGUGAAGAUGCUGUACGAGGACAAGUCACGGGGUAUCACGGUGGACAAAUGUGCCAUCAGUAACGACGGGAAGUCAAUCUACAUUACAAACUGCAGUAAACAUCAACUGAUCACCCUAGACAACAACGGCAACAAGCUGGCUUUACUCACUGACCACGACAUGAAAAAACCUACCGGAGUACACGUGACACCUGCUGGACACGUGUUCAUCUGCUGCCGUGACUCCGACACAGUGCUGCAGGUUGACAAAGACGGGAAGAAGAAGUUGGCCACACUGACAAGGAAAGAAGACGGAGUAAACGGACCACGUGUUUUAUUUUUCAGCAGCCGCUCUUCUUCUCUGAUUGUUGGUGGAGAAAAAGACACACUUCUUGUUGUCAAGUUAAUUUAAUAAUAAAAACUAUGAAUGUUGAUAUGGUACUACCGAACUGGGAUCUUUAUUAUUGUUGCAAAGUAUAUUACGGUAUUUUCAUAUAUAUAUAUAUUUUGUUUAGACAGCAUGCUAUAAGUAAAACAGAUAUAAAUCCAAAAGCAUAUUGUGAAUACUUUUACGUUAUCAUAUUUUGGACAAUUUAUAUCCCACAAACUAUGUGAAAAUGCUUUAUCAAAUUCGUUCUGAAUAAAUACGU